Molecule: messenger RNA, 1945 nt
Organism: Setaria italica (foxtail millet)
Lineage: Eukaryota; Viridiplantae; Streptophyta; Magnoliopsida; Poales; Poaceae
Exons: 1
Coding region: 730-1659 (309 amino acids)
Source: RefSeq, a predicted model, not a curated record
CCAAACACCCCUUUCCGGGAAUCAUGGCCCCGAGAGAGUUCAGCCGGCGCCCAGAAGAACCGGGGGGAAUCAUUGCCAACGCUGUGUGGAUGUCGGCCGGAGCAAGACAAAGCGACCGGCGUGACGGUCAGGCUGCGGGUGUCGGUGCCUUAGUGGUCAAGUGUUUCUUUUGUGCCAGACGAAUCGGCUGGACGGGGCCCUCGCCCCUGGCUCAUGCCGUCGUGUUCGUGCUUCAGGGCUUUGUGCUCAUGCAUCUUUCUUUUUUUUUCUUCUUUUUUUGCUCGCUGGUCUCGAGAACGCACCAUUGCCUUUGGCCACGGACACCGCCGCGCUUGCAGUUCAUUGGGGACUUUGUUAACUAGAUCUGCAUGCAGUUCAUCAUCUUGUUUUGAUCCGGACUGUCACCGUGGCGUGUGAAUGUGAUUAUGCCAAAGUGACCACGCGCCCGGCCGGCAAUCCAGCAGGCAGCCUUUCAAACCACACCACCAUCAUCGUCUUCCCUCCCUGCUCUCCGCCGUUGCUUUGCAGCCAAGCCUCGUCUCGGGCGCCGCGCGCCUCAUUCUCCUCCUCGCGACAAAGCAAGGAAUCCGGGGGCAAAGGCAACGGUCAUCAGGAUAGGUUAGUAGCUACGGAGUAGGUUACAGCAAAAGCUAUCACGGCGAUCCCAAAACCACAACCCACGAACCGGACGCGUGCACGCACGCACAAACCUCUCCCUCCCCGUGCGCAAUGGCCGGCGUAGCUGCCCCAGCUCCCACGCAACAAACCAGCCAUGUCUCGCGGGCGAUCCCUCUUGGUCUCGUCCCCGUGGCCGUGCUGCUCGCCGCCGCCGUCGGGCUCCUCGCGCUGCUGCCGUCGCUGGCCCAGGCGGUGUGGGAGGUGCCCCAGCUGUUCCUCCUCGGCCUCGUCAUCUCCUACGGCGUCUUCGCCCAGAGGAACGCCGACGCCGACGGCAAUGCCGCCAAGGAGCGCUCGCUGGCGUGGAACUCGCGGUACCACCCCGACGGCCCCCUCGUCGUGGUCGCAGAUCACGCGGCGGCGCCGAGCGACGACGACGAGGACGGCCAGCACGGCGCGCGGGAGAGGCCGCUUUCCCUGCCGGUGCGGAGGCUGAAGUCUGCGGCGGCGCAAGAGUCCGAAACCGGCGGCGACGCCGGUGACGCCUUCGGUGAAGAGACGGACAGCUGCGCGUCGUCGUCGGGGUUCUGGGCUGGCGCGCGCGCCGUCCCUUCGCCGCCCUCUGUUCUCGACGCCGACCUGGGCCUUUCCCCAUGCUCACAGCCAGAGUCGUCACGGCCCUUCUUUGUCCACGGUGCCAACAAGUCCCACGGGUUCGACGCCGCGACGCUGUCCACCAUGUCGAGGGUGCCCCACGACCAGCCGUGGAGCGACGACGGCGAGGGCACCGACUGGGAGGAGGACGCCGAAGGGUCGGACGAGAUGACCACGUCGUCAGAGAGGUCGGUCCGCGGCGACCUCGCUGCUGCCGCCUGCGUCUAUGACCACAGCGAAGGCGACGGUGACGGCGACACGUCGGUGGACGAAGAGCUUCUCGAGCUGGCGGCGAAGGCGGAGCCGGACGGGGAGGAGGAGGUGGACAGGAAGGCCGACGAGUUCAUCGCCAAGUUCAGGGAGCAGAUCAGGCUGCAGAGACAUUAGCCGGCCAAGGCAUGCAUUGCUUGGUUCAGUUGGUUGUUGGAUCCAUACAUACAUGCUCUGCCAAGUGCCGAGCACCCAUGCAUACAUCACAUACAUGCAUGGCAUUAUGAAUGGCGGGUGCGGUAGUUGUAUUUUGUCCAUCCGUUCAUAUUCGUCUGGAACAUCAUGUUUCAUGUAUCAUUUUACUUGUUUUUUGGGCGGUGCUUCGAUGCAACUACAGGAGCCGGAGACACACGGGUGUAUAUGAAUGGAAAUAAACAGCGUUCUUUUCAGCGCCAUUUGAGCA